CAUGCAGUUGUAGUGCAGCAACAGAAACCACGUGAUUAACGCGGAAGUUGUAGCCCUUAAGUGAAUGUGAAGUCGAGCAGUGGCUCGCAGAGCAGUGUCUGGCUUGUUCUGACUGGAGCUUUGGGUUUCACGGUUCUGGUUCUGGUUCUGGUUCCUUUCUGUAGCAUCUUGGGAGGUUCAGACUGAAAUCUACAACAGCAGAAGCUCAUUAUCAGUGAGAAUAGGGUUGUUUUGAGGUCAGAUGAUAUCUACGAUGAGGCUGUAACUGAAGCUUUUCUUGAGUUUGGUCCUGAUUGUUGCCAGAAUGGCCACUGCUAAGAAAGCAGCGUCUAAGACGGGGGGCGUUCGCUUCGCUGAGGAACCCGCUGCGGCCGCCACCGCUCACUCUCAUGUGCAUUUUGACGAGAAACUGCACGACUCCGUCGUCAUGGUGAUACCCGAAUCAAACGGGAACUUCCUGGUUAAGGUGGGCUUCCUGAAAACACAGCACCGAUAUGAGAUCGUGUUCACACUGCCGGAGAUGCCAGAGCUCGGGAAAGACAUGUGUCCAGCCCCCAUCCCCAAUCCUCACCUCCGUAUAACUAACAUAACGCCAUCCUCAGACGGAGGUCUGAGGGUGACAUGUGAAUAUAUGGCCCAUCAGGAGGGAGUGAUGUGUGAGGAGGCGCAGAUUCUUAGUGAGAACAAAGAGGAUGCAAGCGUGAAGGUUAAAGUUCAUGCUCGUGUCAUGGACCGGCAUCACGGGACUCCGAUGCUGCUGGAAGGCGUGCGCUGCAUAGGAGCAGAACUCGAGUACGACUCCGAGCAAAGCGACUGGCAAGGCUUCGACUGAACGCCUGAACCUCACAGACUUCCCAGUCAGUGCCACAUAUCUCGUGUCGGCAGCGACAGAAUAUUCCAGAUUCUGGAAUUCUGUUGUCAGUGUCACUGCUUUCUGCUCGCAGCGUUUGGAAACAAAGUGUGGUUACUAGCUUGUUUGUACUGUUACAAUGGAAUGCAGGAAUGAUCUGUCGUUUGCUGUAGCUCUCUGUGAUUUGUCGUUUUUCAGGUUUGGAU
Molecule: messenger RNA, 1056 nt
Organism: Sinocyclocheilus anshuiensis
Lineage: Eukaryota; Metazoa; Chordata; Actinopteri; Cypriniformes; Cyprinidae
Product: UPF0687 protein C20orf27 homolog
Exons: 6
Coding region: 305-832 (175 amino acids)
Source: RefSeq, a predicted model, not a curated record